AUGAACCACGGCUACCCACCGCGCGGCAUUGUGCCUCCAGCGGGCGCGCCCAGCCAGCGCCUCAACGAGCUGCUGGACCAGAUACGCGCCGAGUUCGAGACGGAGACGCAGCGCAGCGUCGAUUAUGAGGGACAAAUUACCCGACAUAUCCAAGAGAUCGAGAUGAUUCGCGGCAAAGUGUAUUCUCUGGAGCAGCAGCACGUCCAGAUUAAGGCAAAAUACGAGGAUGAGAUUGCGCGCCUGCAACGCGAGCUUGAGGCCCGCGGUGGGCCCAGCCAGAACUCGCAACACCACGGUCCUUCCCAACCGCCGCCGCCAUCGAUCGGCCAUGGACCCAGCAACCUGUUCGGCGGCAUCAUGGCGGGCAACAGCCAGGGCGGUCCGGGUCUGGCCCCUCCCCAGCAAGAGCCUCAACAACCGGGAGGCCUCCCACCGCACCUGGGACCUCAAGGGCCGCCAGGUCUGAAUCCUGCACCUGGGCCCCCUCAGCAUUUCGGUGGCUAUCAGCCAGGCCCCUCAGUGAACGGGUACGGUCAGCCUCCGCAACCCACCGCCUCGCCUGGCGGCAAGCGUCCCGGCCCGCGCGGUCCCCCUGGACCAGCCACUCCUCAGCAGAACACCGCUGCUCCUUACCCUGGGUCCCCACAAGUUCCUCGGCCUACGCCCCCUCCCCACCAACAGCAUAAUGCGCUCAUGGCUCCGAGCCAGGUUCCGCCGCUAAGCCAGAGCAACGUCCUUGCAGACCUGGAUAUCGAAUCGCUACCGGACAACCUCAAGAAAGAGGGAAGCGAUUGGUUCGCCGUGUUCAACCCUCGCGCGAGGCGCGUGCUCGAUGUGGAUCUAAUCCACAACCUCCCGCACCAGAGUGUUGUGUGCUGCGUUCGAUUCAGUCUCGAUGGGCGUUUUGUUGCCACGGGAUGCAAUCGCUCUGCACAGAUAUUCGAUGUCGAGACCGGUACGCCCGUCGCGCAUCUUCAGGACGGCAGUCUCCCCGAGGACGGAGACUUGUAUAUUCGAAGCGUCUGCUUCAGUCCCAAUGGUGCCUAUCUGGCCACCGGCGCUGAAGACAAGGUCAUUAGAGUGUGGGACAUUGCGAGCCGCACCAUCAAGCACCAAUUCACCGGCCACGAGCAGGACAUCUAUUCGCUGGACUUCGCCCGCAACGGCCGAAUCAUCGCAUCAGGGAGUGGUGACCGUAGCGUUCGUCUGUGGGACCUCGAGACGAAUCAGCAGGUUCUCAACCUAUCCAUUGAGGAUGGUGUCACCACUGUCGCCAUUUCACCGGAUAAUCGCUUCGUUGCGGCUGGAUCUCUAGAUAAGAGUGUCCGCGUCUGGGAUGCUCAUACGGGUAAUCUCGUCGUGCGCCUGGAGGGCGAGCAGGGACACAAGGACAGUGUCUAUUCCGUUGCUUUCGCUCCUUCUGGAGAUCGUCUGGUUAGCGGCAGUCUUGAUAAGACCAUUAAGAUGUGGGAGUUGACGACCCCACCUCGCUUGAUUCCAGGUGCUGCCCCCGGCGGCAAGUGCAUUCGCACCUUCGAGGGUCACAAGGACUUUGUCCUCAGUGUUGCUCUUACACCCCACGGCGACUGGGUACUCAGCGGGUCCAAGGACCGUGGCGUUCAGUUCUGGGAUCCUCAUACCGGCGUUGCUCAACUUAUGUUGCAAGGCCACAAGAAUUCAGUCAUUUCAGUCGCCCCCAGCCCGACAGGAGGCAUUUUCGCCACGGGUAGCGGCGACAUGCGUGCUCGAAUUUGGAGGUGA
Trematosphaeria pertusa is the source of this 1761-nucleotide messenger RNA. Its product is annotated as WD40 repeat-like protein. Gene Ontology annotation, molecular function: protein binding. NCBI's taxonomy places the organism in Eukaryota, Fungi, Ascomycota, Dothideomycetes, Pleosporales, Trematosphaeriaceae. Bases 1 to 1761 code for a protein of 586 amino acids. The transcript is spliced from 7 exons. The record is from RefSeq and is a predicted model, not a curated record.